AAGACCAUAAGAUGAGGACAGCUUUUCAAAUAUUUCUAACACUUAUGCUCAGAACUGUUAUAAAUGUAUCCUGCUCUACGUUGAACGAUGUGAGUAACUUAUAUACAACGUUAUUACAGAACUACAAUUCAGAAGUAAGACCAGGUGACAACCAGUUUUUACCUACAAAUGUCAAUGUAACUUUUAAUUUAGUCGCCAUUCAGGAAUUUGAUGAAGUAGAUGGCAAAUUCGCGGUGAUUGGAUUUUUCGAAGUCACUUGGGUUGAUUCAAGAAUGGCAUGGAAUCCCUUAGACUAUAAUUAUACGUACACGAUGCUUUUCUCACAGGAUAUAGUGUGGAAACCAACUUUGUUAAGUAUUAAUCCUUUCAGCAAAAUUGACCAACUUGGAAAGGACUUCAUGACAGUUAGAUAUUAUCACAACGGCUUUGCAUAUUGGUCACCAGGUGAAAUUCUGAGCAGUUCUUGUAGUGUUGACGUCACAUAUUUCCCUUUUGAUCAACAAACUUGUUUUAUUACCCUGAUGUCAUGGGGAACAUGGCCAAAUGAAAUUCUAUUGCAAUCACCACUUACUAAUUUUAAAAUGGGAUUUUAUUCAGAACAUGGAACAUGGCAAAUUUCGUCAACUUCUGCAGUAGAUAGUACAUCUAAUGGUAUGUCGGUAAUUAAUCUAUCGGUAACAAUGGAAAGACGCCCUGCUUUUUUUGUAGUAAAUAUUGUACUUCCGGUUAUGUUCCUAAUGGCGUUAAAUUGUUGUGUUUUCAUUUUGCCGCCGGAAUCGGGAGAAAGAGUAUCAUAUUCUAUUACUGUGUUACUAGCAAUAGCUGUGUUUAUGACAUUGACCGGGGAUAAUUUACCGAAAACAUCCAAACCAAUGUCGUUGCUUAGUUACUUUUUAAUGUCAGACCUCGUUUUCAGUGCUAUAAUUUGCCUGAUUACUAUGUUGGGGUUAAGACUUCAUUUUAAGGAUGACAACCACAUGGUUCCUUCCUAUCUAAAGCGAUUAGUAUUUUGUUGUAAAUGCUUAUCAAACAAGAAACCUAAAAACGACGUUAGACCAUUCUCUACCGAUGAAAAGAUACAACAAUUUUCGGGUAUUAAUAGAAAAGACAAUAUAGCUACCGACCGAGAUGUUUCUUGGAGAGAUGUUUCUAAGGCACUUGACACAAUACUUUUAUGGAUUUCAAUUGGUGGACUUGUGAUCAGUAUAAUUUCAUUUUUUAUUAUUCUAAAAAAGUUGGUCUGACUAUUUCAUGUUAACUUGAAGUCUAUAAAAUUUGAUUAUUGUU
Messenger RNA from Mytilus californianus (California mussel), 1287 nucleotides. Its product is annotated as acetylcholine receptor subunit beta-type unc-29-like. Gene Ontology annotation, cellular component: neuron projection; synapse; membrane. The record is from RefSeq and is a predicted model, not a curated record. Bases 12 to 1244 code for a protein of 410 amino acids. The transcript has a single exon. Gene Ontology annotation, biological process: nervous system process; regulation of membrane potential; monoatomic ion transmembrane transport. NCBI's taxonomy places the organism in Eukaryota, Metazoa, Mollusca, Bivalvia, Mytilida, Mytilidae. Gene Ontology annotation, molecular function: neurotransmitter receptor activity; extracellular ligand-gated monoatomic ion channel activity; transmembrane signaling receptor activity.